AUGGCCCAUGGAGCCAAUCUCUUCCAACCGUGGGGAAAAUUGGAGGCUGAUCAUCACUUUCCCCUGAAAAAGCUGCUGGCACGGUUGAACACUGAACAGCGCAGUAUUAUUGUUGGUGCCAGGUACAUGGUGGUGUACAUGGAAAUUGCAGGGAUCCUUUCCAUGCUGCGCUUCAGGUCCUUCCUGUUGAGGAACAACAAGGCCCUGAGGACGUUCGACUCGAUGAUCAGCUCAAACUCCCAGGAGCUGGAGAACACCGGGAUGGACCUGUGGAAGCACACACAGGGCAUGCAGGUGGAUGCCAAGGGCCAUGUGGUAGUGAAUGACUACCAGAACACCACCAGGAGAGGGGUCUAUGCUGUCGAGGACGUCUGUGGGAGAGCCCUCCUCACCCCAGGCUCCCUGUCCCUCCCCACGGUGGCGAUCACGGCCAGCAGAAAACUGGUGCACAGGCUCUUCAAGGGCAAGCAGGACUCCUGGCUGGACUACAGAGACGUCCCCACCAUCAUCUUCAGCCGCAUGCCCAUCAGCACCAUGGGCCUCACUGAAGGUGAAGCUGUGGUCAUGCACAGGAGGGAGAACGUGAAGAUCUACAGCACGUCCUUCACCCCCUCAUACCACGCCGUCACCCAGAGGAAGUUUAAGUGUGUCACGAAGCUGGUGUGCGCUGGUGAGGAGGAAAAGGUGGUGGAAUUGCACAUGCAAGGGCUGGGCUGCAAUGAAAUGCUAUGAGGCUUUGCCAUGGACUUCAAAAUGGGGGCCACCAAGGCCGACUUGAACAACACUGUCGCCAUUCACCCAACUUCUGCCAAAGAGCUGGUGACGCUGCGCUGA
Molecule: messenger RNA, 834 nt
Organism: Nipponia nippon (crested ibis)
Lineage: Eukaryota; Metazoa; Chordata; Aves; Pelecaniformes; Threskiornithidae
Source: RefSeq, a predicted model, not a curated record